Messenger RNA from Lytechinus variegatus (green sea urchin), 2587 nucleotides. Its product is annotated as galactose-3-O-sulfotransferase 4-like. Gene Ontology annotation, molecular function: galactosylceramide sulfotransferase activity. Lineage: Eukaryota; Metazoa; Echinodermata; Echinoidea; Temnopleuroida; Toxopneustidae. Gene Ontology annotation, biological process: glycolipid biosynthetic process. The transcript has 3 exons. Bases 593 to 1714 code for a protein of 373 amino acids. Gene Ontology annotation, cellular component: membrane. The record is from RefSeq and is a predicted model, not a curated record.
CUUUGCCCUCCCUGCGUGCAUUGUACUUCUAUUGGUACUUGCAUUAUUGCAAACGUACGUGCAGACGGUAUUCAUACAUCGCUCAUUCAGUGUUAACGAACAAAAGGCCGGCAAGAAGUCAUAUUUCAGUGUGACGCGACAGUACAAACGUGUCUUUCUGCCCAUCAACCAUCAUCAAACAACCAAGCUAUGUAAAAUACCGAGUCUGAGGACACGAUUUGCGGGAUAUCCCAUUUAUAUUUCUUUGUCUAUAUCACCUACAAAGCUAAAGUCAACAUAAAUUUUCGAGCCGAAUUUGUGCAGACGGCACUACGCGGGUACAUGUAGUACAGUGUCGGCGAGACUUACGGAUCGUACAUGUAAAAUUAUAUGGAUUCGCAAUUCUCGUCUGUGACAGUGUGUCUCAGUAGAGUUGCACAGCGGAGUAGAAAGAAGACUGCGCGAAGAAUGACUCGUUUGUCUCGAGUGUGAGCCAGUGAUUCGAAAAGAUGACAGCAGGAGAAGGAACGAGACAACUAGACGAUAUUAUUCUGCAAGGCCAAGGUGAACAUCUCGUGAAACGGAACUAAUCGCGACCCCCUGAUGCAGUAGAAUGGCGAGGCGAGCUGUGGUUGCAUCGACCGUCGUCCUCACUUUGAUGACGGUCAUCAUACUCAGUCUCCUAUUCGACGGUAGCUAUAACCGCAGCGAGGAUGCCACAGUGGUGGUCGGCAAUACAGCGUCACAUCGUAUGUACAGCGAAAAUAAUCUGGAUCCUAGUGAACGUAUCUUACCAAGGAAAGAAGGGGAGUGUCAACCUGAGAAACAGAUAGUGUUUUUGAAGACGCACAAGACAGCCAGCAGCACCACAGCCGGUAUCAUCGACCUCUUUGCUUACAAGAACAACCUGACGGUGGCCGUUCCACCCGAGGGUCAAGCCUACAUGGACCGUACUAAGCUCUUCCAACGGGAUAUGAUUGCCAAAUUACGCAAGAGGGCCGUGAAAUGGAGAGACACUGUUGGCUUCAAUGUCUUCUCCAGCCACGCGCGUUACAAUCGCAAAGAAAUGGACGCCGUGGUCCCCAACGCGAAAUACAUCACCAUCUUACGUGAUCCGAGCAAGCAGCUACCUUCUGCGUUGGUGUACUACAAGUUCGACACACGUCUUGAGCGUAAGUUUGAUAGACAGGGCAGGACGUACACGAAUGUCUUGGAGGAGUUUAUGAGAGACCCGGCUGCAAACAUGGAACUCAUCGAAUCGAAACCAAUGGCUCAUGUUGUGCACAAUCAACAAUUCUUUGACCUUGGCUUGGACACCAAGUACUCCACGGACUGGGCCAAAAUCGACAGAACCAUUAGGAAACUCGAUGAUGAGCUUGACCUUGUAAUGAUUACGGAAUAUUACGAUGAAUCGCUUAUUCUGCUGCGCGAUUUGCUGUGUUGGUCAACUGAAGACAUUCUCUACACGAAAAGAAUGGUUCGCAAUACUACGUCAUCUCACCAAGUCCGUCCUGAAACUCUUACCAAAAUCCGCCAAUGGAAUGGUGCUGACACACACCUUUAUGAACAUUACAAUAGGACGUUGUGGCAGAAGAUAGCUGCAUAUGGACCAACGUUCGACGAUGAACUGCAAAAGUUCAGGGAUCGUUUGAAAAACGUGACUGAAAAUGAAACGGGAUCACACCGGAAACUGAUUAUCAGAAUGGCCAAACUUAUGAAGAAUAUAUAUGCAUAAUUUUCCUGUUCAACCGCUCAUGAAGACUUACAAUUAUGGUAACUUUAAAACAAAUGGGUUAACGUGGCUCAUCAGCCAAUGAAAAUCAAGGUUUACAUCGCAGUACAAAAAUGGCAAAGUUACCAUAGUUCUUAGUCUUAUGAAGCAGAUCUCUGAUAAAGAAAGCAGAUGUAAGUUUUGUUUCUCCCCAGUAUAAAUUAGCCAUUCUUUAUAGAGGGUUGUUUCAAGAAAGUUAUUUGUAUCAUUUUACGUGGCUAUGGAAUCCCCACCCCCUCUUUCCUGCCUUCCACCCCACCCACACUUUCCCGCUUUCGUUUAUGAUUCAGUGGAAGAUCUACUGACUAAAACAUGAAGAAAAUUCCACGUUAGUGCAUUCCAGUGGUGGUCGAUUCGUGUGACAUGCUUUCUGUAUGAGGAUUCCACUUUCCAAUAAUAAUAUAAACAUGGGGGAUCAUAGAUGUUAUGUAUUAUGAAAUCUUCUCAUUGAACUGAACUAUAUUUUGGCGAAAGUCAAUUUCCCAAAGCAAUUACAGUCUAGACAUGGAAAUGGAUUCCAACCAUUAGGUACUCUGUACCUGUCUAAAGAUGUCACAUCGUGUUUGAUAAAGAUGUAAGUGAAAAGGGGAUUGAAAGGACCAAAAGUUUAAACCUCGGUAAUUUUUUUUUCUUCACUAACAUUCACAUCAUUCCUUCUCAAAUUAUUCAUAUAGCGGACGUAUCUGUUUUGCUUUUGUUUGUUUCCAUGGCCCUGGAAAGUGGGGGAGGGGUCUGGAGCACCCCCAAUAUUUUCCCUGGGGAUGCUGCGUGUAUUAUUCUCCACAGGCACUUUACAGAACCCCCCCCCCCCCCUCUUUGUUUUUAUUGCUUGUCAAA